Lachnellula hyalina is the source of this 714-nucleotide messenger RNA. It is a transcript of the gene MET14, whose product is annotated as Adenylyl-sulfate kinase. NCBI's taxonomy places the organism in Eukaryota, Fungi, Ascomycota, Leotiomycetes, Helotiales, Lachnaceae. The record is from RefSeq and is a predicted model, not a curated record. The transcript is spliced from 3 exons. Gene Ontology annotation, biological process: sulfate assimilation. Gene Ontology annotation, molecular function: adenylylsulfate kinase activity; ATP binding. Bases 1 to 714 code for a protein of 237 amino acids.
AUGGCAACCCUCCACCCUCACAGCAACAUAACAUGGCACCCGUCCCUCACACGCACCGAGCGCAGCACCCUGCGCUCCCAAACCGGGCUAACGCUCUGGUUCACCGGCCUCAGCGCCUCGGGAAAAUCCACCAUCGCCACGGCUCUCGAGCAGCACCUGUUACAUCUGGGCCUCAGCGCGUAUCGGCUCGAUGGCGAUAAUGUGCGUUUUGGGCUGAAUCGGGAUCUGGGGUUUAGUGAGAAGGAUCGGAAUGAGAAUAUUAGGCGGAUUGGUGAGGUAGCGAAGCUCUUUGCAGACGCAUCGACGAUUGCGCUUACGUCUUUCAUCUCGCCGUAUAUAUCAGACCGGAAGAUCGCGCGGGAUUUACACGCAGAUGUAGGAACGAGCAAUGGUUCGUCCUCUCCCUUGCCCUUCACCCUCCAUCUGCAACUCUCCUUUCUGACAAAAUUACAUAUAGAUGAACCUAUACCUUUCAUCGAAGUAUUUGUCGACAUCCCAGUUGAAGUAGCCGAGAAGAGAGAUCCAAAGGGCUUGUAUAAGAAAGCGAGAGCAGGCGAGAUCCCCAACUUCACGGGUAUCAGUGCGCCGUAUGAGGCGCCUGUGAAUGCCGAGAUCACGGUGCAUACGGAUAAGAGUUCGGUGGAGGAGUGCGUGCAGCAGAUUAUGAAGUACCUGGUUGAGAAGAAGCUGCUUCCAGAAAGCAUCAAGGCGUGA